Messenger RNA from Anastrepha obliqua, 1544 nucleotides. RefSeq lists its product as uncharacterized. Lineage: Eukaryota; Metazoa; Arthropoda; Insecta; Diptera; Tephritidae. The transcript is spliced from 2 exons. Bases 291 to 971 code for a protein of 226 amino acids. The record is from RefSeq and is a predicted model, not a curated record.
AUAAAACUUAACAGAAUACCUUACAACCCAAUCAGUCGACAACAUUUCACUUUGGCUGUAGGAAGCAACAAGCCGCAAGAGCAGCAGCACACAACGGAAACAACAGCAACGACAACACGAAAUAUCGGCAAAGAAAUUUGUAUAGCAAGAAUAUUUACAGUUCGUGGAAGUUCUUGGAAUAAUCGCAAUUAAUUUAAGUGUUUGCUCAUAAAAUUUGACUUGGCAUAUCAAGCAGUCCAUAAAAGAGUUGAGGUGUAGAAAUUACUAAUAAGCAGACAAACAGACAGACAAUGAACAUGGACCGCUGUCAACGAGCAUGGCACCUGCCGCUGUUACUCUGCAUUCUAGCACUCAAUUUUGCGAGUGCCACACCAAUAGAUGCAUCGCCAGAUACAGACGCGCCUAGCAAGGCAGGCGUGAACACCACUGAGGAGGCCGCAAAAUUUGCCGUCAUCACCGAGGAUGUGAUACCUGAUGUAGAGAAUACCACACAAAAAGUGAUACGCGUUAAUCCGCUCGAUCUGCCGGCGCUAACAGAGGAUCGGAGCGGUAGCAUGGAUUCAUCGUUGUACAAUAUACAGAGUAUAUUGCCAGCAAAUCGUAAUUAUGUGAACUCGAAUCGUAUGCGUGGUACAAAACCGCGUGUGAAGAAUUCCAUCAUGAACACUAAUGCUUACCCACCUGUUAUAAGACAACUUAUCGAGCCGAAGUUCCGCAAAACGCUUCAUAACCAAAUGAAGCAAUUGCACUUCCUUUAUAAUCAGAAUGCAUUUGAUCAACAAAAAUUGAGCAAGACGAUGCGCGUGCAUGUGGCACCAGGCGCCUAUCCAGUUUACUACGCCCUAUCGAAAACCAAUGGACGUUUUGGUAAAUUUCCGAUCAAAGGUUUUCGCACGCCGACAGAGUUUCUAAAAUAUUUGGCCAAAAAUAAAGUGGCCUCGUUGGAUAAUGCACAGCGGCUCGAGAGUUGAAUGGAGAUGAGCACUGAUAGCAGUGGGGAAAAAUAAUAGAAGAGAGGAGAGUAAUAGAGUAGAAAGGGUAGUUAUUUAACUGAUAUUAUUUUAUUUAUAUAUUGAAGAUGUAUAAUUUGUAUAUUUAAUAUAAAUUGAUAAUGAAAAAGGUAUCCUAGAGAAAGUAGUACUGGCUUGAGUGGCAACAUGGAUGUGGUAACGAAGAGCCACUUUGUCAAUUAAAAACACAAAAAAAAAUUUUUAAUAUUUCUGUUUAACAAAAUUAUUGCGAAUAUACAUAUUAGAAAAAUUCCAGGAUAUUAUCAGCAGCUUAUAAGAAGAAGCUGAUAGAUAUUCAAAUGCAGCCAAUUUGUUAUGAAAAUAUUUGUAAUUUGUUUUUUAACGAAAUAACCAGAAACUUGCCUUUAAUAUCGUAUGUGAUGUACAUAACUAGCAACUAAUUUAUUUAUAUUUCUUAAUUUAAUUAUUUUUAUUUAUAGAUAGCGGUAGAAUGUACUUAAGAAUGCGGAAAAUAAUGUAAUUUUAAAGAGUACCAAAAUAAAGUAAAAUAUUUAUAUUAUAUUAUUUCUUUUA